Messenger RNA from Musca vetustissima, 3090 nucleotides. RefSeq names its product non-canonical poly(A) RNA polymerase protein Trf4-1-like. The coding region runs from base 1 to 3090 and encodes 1029 amino acids. The transcript is spliced from 7 exons. Gene Ontology annotation, molecular function: mRNA binding; poly(A) RNA polymerase activity. Gene Ontology annotation, cellular component: TRAMP complex; nucleolus. Lineage: Eukaryota; Metazoa; Arthropoda; Insecta; Diptera; Muscidae. The record is from RefSeq and is a predicted model, not a curated record. Gene Ontology annotation, biological process: RNA 3'-end processing.
AUGGAUCCUUUUGUUGGUUGGUUUCAAGAGGAACAGGAGGGUCCAGCCUUACGCACAUGGUGUAAAAUUUGGGAAACCAAUGCGCAUGAAAUGAGCCAAUUGCUGGAACAGCAAAAUCAACAGUUACAAUUGCAAUCAUUACAAGGCGGCGGCAAUAAAUUCAACAACGGUGCCAAUUUAACAGCACGCGAUCGUGAUUCCAUACAGCUGCUACUGCAACAGUUUGGUGGCUUGCGCAACAAUAACAACAGCAACAAUCACAAUAACAACAAUAGCAACAACGGCAACGGUAACAAUUCCAGCGGCAACAAUUCAAGCAACACAUCCCUCGAUUCGAAUACCAAUAACGAUAACUCAUCGACCCCAGCCACAACACCUGGUGGUGGAGAAGGAGCCGGCAGCAAAAUGCCCUCACACGAACGUCCCAGCUAUUACAAUCCGUCACGCAGGAAAAUCGGCCGCAUUGUCGACAACAAGGCCAGUACAUAUAAUCUGAACAAGCACAUGGACAAGCUGAUAUCGAAAUACAAGGGUUGUCCGUGGCGUGUGCCCGAUUGUAAUUAUGGGCGUGGUGUUCUCGGCCUGCAUCAGGAAAUUGAACAGUUCUACAAAUAUGUACUGCCAACACCCACCGAACAUGCCAUACGCAACGAGGUGGUACAUCGCAUUGAGGCCGUUGUCCAUUCGAUAUGGCCAUCGGCAGUUGUUGAGAUAUUUGGUUCCUUUCGUACUGGUCUAUUCCUGCCUACCUCUGACAUUGACCUGGUGGUAUUGGGUCUCUGGGAUAAAAUGCCUCUAAGGACAUUGGAAACCGAGCUCAUUGCCCGUGGCAUUGCGGAACCACAUUCGGUGCGUGUACUCGAUAAGGCCUCGGUGCCCAUUAUCAAGCUGACGGAUCGUGAAACCCAGGUCAAAGUGGACAUUUCAUUUAAUAUGCAGUCGGGUGUCCAGUCCGCCGAGCUCAUCAAAAAAUACAAACAAGAAUUUCCGCUGUUAGCGAAAUUGGUGCUAGUUCUGAAACAAUUCUUACUGCAACGUGAUCUCAACGAAGUCUUCACCGGUGGCAUUUCUUCCUAUUCACUGAUCUUGAUGUGCAUUAGCUUUCUGCAGUUGCAUCCGCGUCAAAUCCAUGCCGAGACUGAUAAUCUGGGUGUUUUGCUGUUGGAAUUUUUCGAGCUGUACGGCCGGAAGUUCAACUACAUGAAAAUCGGCAUUUCCAUUAAGAAUGGCGGCCGUUACAUACCCAAAGAAGACUUACAACGUGAUAUGAUCGAUGGCCAUAGACCGUCACUGUUGUGCAUUGAGGAUCCCCUGACGCCGGGCAAUGAUAUUGGCCGGAGUUCGUAUGGGGCGCUGCAGGUUAAACAAGCAUUCGAAUAUGCCUAUUUAAUGCUGUCGCAGGCUGUGAGUCCGCUUAACAAUUGGGCCAAUGACUGUAAUGAGCGUUCAAUAUUGGGACGCAUCAUACGUAUCACCGACGAUGUCAUCGACUAUCGCGAAUGGAUACGAGAACAUUUCGAACAUUUGGUCCUUGCCCGCCACUCUCCUGUAUCAGCACUGGGUGCUCCUCCGCCGGGCACACCGGGCCCCGUGGUGGGGAACACACCCAAAUAUAUGCAAAUACAAAUAUUGCCUUCCACAAUGCUGCCAGCUGGUGCCCUGACGGCGGGUCAACAGCAGCAGAUACACCUUAUACCACAUCUCUACCAUCACCAGCAACAGCAGCAGCAACAACAUCACUCGGCGGCGGCGAUGUCAUCGAUGCGUCAUCGGCGUGCCAGCACCUCGUCCGGUGAUGAUUCCGAAGAUAGCAAAGAAUGUGAUGCCGAUUCCACCUCCGCUAUAAUGACCGGUUUGGUGCAGCAACAGCAACAACAACAGCAUCAACAAAUGGUCCAGAUGCAGACAGCUGGAACGCCGCCGGGCUCCUCAAUGGCCCAGCAACAGUUCACAGUGUCGGCAGCGACAACCAUGCUGAAACAGAUGCAGUUGCAGCAGCAAACCACGCAGCCUCUAACGCCAACAGUAGUAGCAGCAACACCACCACAAACACACACAACUAAUUUUAUAUCUUCGUCGUCAUCAUCAUCAUCGGCCGUAGCCUCGGCCUCAGCUGGGGCCAUGCCAUCAUCACCCACAUUAGCCGUAAAAUCGUUCCAUGAGAUACAUAAUGUACCGUCAGCAGCAGCAACAGGAUCGGCAAUUGUUUCAUCGUCAAGUUCAGAUAUUGUGCAACAACAGCCACUGGUGCCGCCGCCGCAGCAGCAACAGGGCCAUGAAUUUAAGAUGCCUUCUUGUCCAGCUCAACAGCAGCAACAGCAACAUAAGAAAAAUCUUUUAUCACCUUCACCCCCGCGACAACAGCAACAUCAUCAACAACAACCACAACAACAGCCAACCACAAAACAGCACUACUAUCGCCAACAAUUUUAUGUUCCACCUCCCAUGCAGCAACAAUAUCAACAGCAAUAUACCACCACCGGAACAGCAUCUUCGUCGUCAAAUGCAAAAUAUGUUGCCAACGCUAGCAGUAGCAGCAGCAGCAAUACGGCCGUCUCAAGCCAUGCCAACACUAACACAAGUGCUGGUGGUGGCAACAACAACACCAAUAAAACCCGCUAUUCAAAUCAACAACAGCAGCAACAACAACAUCAACGUCUACAGCAACAUGGGCGGCAACAACGCACAUCGUCAUCAUCGGCUGUAACGUCCACAACAACCAACACAUCAUCAUCAGCAGCGGGAGCGACGGCGGGCACAUCGCGUAAUAAUUCCAAUACCGCUACCACCUCCACCACCACACAUGGCAUACUAACAUCGGCCUCAUCGACCAUAUCGAUUAUUUCCAUUUCAUCGGAAUCGUCCGUUUGUACAAUAUCAGAUUCUUCUUCAAAUAAAUCUGGUUCGGAAUCGGAAUCACGUCCAUCCAAUUCGGCAUCGUCGUCGUCAGUGUCGGCAUCGAAUAUUAAAAGCGAACACCAACAUGGUCGUAGUAAUUACAACAAGAAUAGCAACAAUAGUGGCAGCAGUAAUGGUGGCAAUGGUAAGAAGAAAACGAAGAAAGCCAACAAAUCGAAUAAAUGGAAGUAA